Aspergillus affinis is the source of this 1290-nucleotide messenger RNA. RefSeq names its product tRNA methyltransferase TRM7. Lineage: Eukaryota; Fungi; Ascomycota; Eurotiomycetes; Eurotiales; Aspergillaceae. Gene Ontology annotation, molecular function: tRNA methyltransferase activity. The coding region runs from base 1 to 1290 and encodes 429 amino acids. Gene Ontology annotation, biological process: tRNA methylation; cytoplasmic translation. Gene Ontology annotation, cellular component: cytoplasm. The transcript has a single exon. The record is from RefSeq and is a predicted model, not a curated record.
AUGGGCCGGUCUUCCAAGGAUAAGCGCGAUGCUUACUACCGCCUGGCGAAGGAGCAGAAUUGGCGAGCGCGUUCUGCCUUCAAGUUGAUCCAGAUCGACGAACAAUUCGAUCUAUUCGAGCACGAAAACCCCGAGAAAGUGACCCGGGUUGUCGAUCUCUGUGCCGCCCCGGGCAGUUGGAGUCAAGUCCUUAGUCGGGUGCUCAUUAAGGGAGAAAGUUUUGGUCGACGGUCGUGGGUGGAGAAGAAGCGCAAGGAAAGGGAGGCGCUGGUGAAGGCGCACAACACGGAGGGUGCGGGACAGGACGAGGAGGUCGAUGAUAAUGGCGACGCGGAGUUGAAGCCCAGGGCGAAUGUGAAGAUUGUUUCGAUCGACUUGCAGCCCAUGGCUCCGCUGGAAGGCAUCACCACCCUCAAGGCAGACAUCACCCAUCCUUCUACCAUCCCUCUUCUUCUCCGAGCCCUCGAUCCCGACGCCUACGAUUCCACCGCCGCUUCGCCCUCUGCUCUGCGACCCCCGCAUCCCGUCGACUUGGUCAUUUCUGACGGUGCUCCGGAUGUCACUGGUCUGCACGAUUUGGAUAUCUAUAUUCAGUCUCAAUUGCUCUACUCGGCGCUGAACCUGGCCCUGGGUGUCCUCCGGCCGGGAGGCAAGUUUGUCGCAAAGAUCUUCCGUGGUCGCGACGUCGAUUUGAUUUACGCACAAUUGCGCACGGUCUUCGAGAAGGUCAGCGUUGCGAAACCGAGAAGCAGUCGAGCAAGCAGUCUGGAGGCAUUCGUGGUCUGUGAAGGAUUCAUCCCCCCAGCCAUUCACGAUGGCUUGGUCGGAAUGGAAGCAUUGAAAAACCCGGUGUUUGGCGGCGCUGCAGCUCCUCGUCCCACGUCUGCCGAUGGCAACCUAGGCCAGGAGAUGAUGGACGAGGACACUCCGUCGGCACCGAACGGCAUCAAUCUCACGCCGAAAGAGACAGUAUCGAUCGAUUCGAACCAAUCAAUCCAAACCCGCCUGCUUCACUCCGACUCCCAUGCCUCGGGUACGCCAGAGCCCCUGGCACACAAGCCCGUCGCCGAGAAAUUCGCCGUCGAAAACCGAUGGAUCCCGUCGUUCAUUGCCUGUGGUGAUCUGUCUUCCUGGGACUCCGACGCUUCCUACACUCUACCUCCAGACCACGUUAGUCUGGAGCCUGUCCAACCACCUACUGCACCACCCUAUCGGCGCGCUCUGGAAUUGAGAAAGGAGAAGGGCGGCGCAUAUGGCAAAACGAGAUUGGGGGCGAUGGGACGAGCAUGA